CGUGACAACGCGACAACGCGACAACGCGACAGACGUUUGUAUGAACUUGGAAAUCAAAAUAAAUAAUCCCCUGGAGUGCCUACCAUCUCGGAUCUGAGAUCUCAGCGCUUCCUUGAAUCAUACGCCAUGUUUUCGUUUAUAUAAAAAAAACUCCAUCUUAGGCGGUUCAAUGGACGCUUGGCGUGCCGUCUCCGUCCCUCGACCGCGGCUCCGUUAUCAGAUAUGAAACCUCCGUAGACCCAGGUCUUCAGAUUUGCUCCUGAUUUCAUAGUGAACGAGGACUCGCCAUGCCCACCCUGACCUCCAAGUGGCGCUAUCUGUUCAUGCUGCUCGGCGUGCAGCUCAUCGUCAUGGCCCUCCUGUCCAGGGAGGCGUACCAGAAGAGGGUGACGUAUUUUUUCCGGAUCUUCCGCAAACUGGACGUGCUAAGCGGCUCGGCCGGGCCGGGGUCGGGUCACGGGAGCAACCACACCGGUGCUGACGUCUACGCAAACCUGUCCCACCUGGCACAAGCGUUUAACAAAGAGGACCUGCACUACUGCCCUAAAACAUCACCACUACUUAGUGGACCAAUCCAUGUCAGCUUCCCAUCAGGACUCACACUCGCUCAGGUGGAGAGGAAGAAUCCACUGGUGGUGCGCGGGGGGCGCUACAGACCGCCGGACUGUGAGGCUCGACAUCGCACCGCUAUAAUCAUUCCUCACAGGAACAGAGAACAACAUCUGAAGUUCUUCCUCUACUAUAUCCAUCCCUUCCUACAGAGACAACAGCUGAGUUACGGCAUCUACGUCAUCCAUCAGGCUGGUGACUACACGUUUAACCGGGCAAAGCUUAUGAACAUCGGGUUCCGGGAGGCUAUGAGGGAAGAGGACUGGGACUGUCUUUUCUUCCACGACGUGGACCUGAUCCCCGAGGACGACCGCAACAUGUACACGUGUGACCGCAACCCCAAACACGCCGCCAUCGCCAUGGACAAGUUCGGUUACAAACUGCCCUAUAAGGCGUAUUUUGGAGGUGUUUCCGCGCUCAGUCCUCUACACUAUCUGAAGAUGAACGGUUUUCCCAACAACUACUGGGGCUGGGGGGGUGAGGACGACGACAUCGGCAUCCGCGUGUCUCUGGCCGGGAUGUCCAUCAGUCGCCCGUCUCUGAAGAUCGGCCGCUACAAGAUGAUCAAGCACAAACUGGAUGAAGGCAACGAGGUCAACCCUAAAAGGUUCAGUCUGUUGGCGAAGACUCAGCAGACGUGGAGGGCAGACGGGAUGAACUCGGUGGCGUAUGAGCUCGUGUCUCGUGAAUACCUGCCGCUCUACACCAACAUCACCGUCAACGUCGGGACGGAGCAAAGCCUGCGACCACCGACCCCCAAAACCCAGCCCAAAGAGCGUGCAGAGAACCGGCCGGGACGUUAACACACACACACACGCGCACACACACACAGAGAGAGCUGAGUACAGUGUGUGUUUUGUGGGCGGAGCCUCUCUAGUGCAUCAAUCAGGUUAUAAACUUUAGUGCCAUUUUCAGCCAUCUAUCUGUCUAUCCUUCUCUCUUUCGCUCUCUCUUUCUCUCAUUCACACCGGAGGUGUGUGUUCAGUCGCACGCACACACUCAGUGACUGACCUACACAGCUCUCUCCACAUGCUCAGGUGUGUUUGUGUGUGUGUGUGUGUGUGUGUGUGUGUGUGUGUGUGUGUGUGUGUGUGUGCGCGCGUGUGUGCGUGCAAGAAAUUCACACCGUUGUUGCCUUAGACACAAACCUGCACUCUCUCUCUCUCUCUCUCUCUCUCUCUCUCUCUCUCUCUCUCUCUCUCUCUCUCUCACACCUUAUGGUUGUUUUCUGGGUUGUUAAGUACUUCCUGAGGAACUUCCUGGUUUCAGAACACCAGCACCGAGGCCCAGAGGAUCAUGGGUAACAGUUUACAGUGCCAGCCGAUUGUUAAAGACUGAAUGGGCGGAGUCUGUUACCCCAUACCUUGUGUACUGUAAACACGCUGUUGGGACGAAAAGGAAGGAAAAAAAAUUUGCGUAAUCAGAAACAUCACAUCGACUGCUGCUUUACAUUUCCAUACAGCAUCCUGUCUGACGGUCUGUCUAGCCAUCUGUCUGGCCGUCUGUCUUUUCUGGCUACAUGUAACCAUCAUGGCCUUUACAGAAGGACUUCCUGAGAUAUGGAGGGUUUUUUUUCCUGUGUAAAAGACUUUAAAAUGGUAAUUUCCAUAAUUUAGGAUUUUAUUUUGACUAGAAAAGAAAAAUAUUUACUGUAAUUUACCACUUUAUAGUUAACUAUUUUUAUUAGCACGCUGUUCUUACCAAAACUUUCAUCUCUCCCCUUGAAGGGGGCGUGGCCAAGUAGUUUAUUUUUAUUGUUAUUUAGCUAACUAGUUAUUGAUAUAAAGAUUGUACAGGUGUACAGCGUAAUUUAGCGAGCUAGCCUGGUAGUUAGCUAUCCACUAUCGCUCUUUGGACCUAUAACCUACGCAACACUAAUUUCUGCCACGCCCAAACCCUACGUGUAAAUAUCGCACGUGUAAAUAUCGCACGUGUGUGUGUGUUCAGAGCUCGACAGGGACGUCCAGCCUCAUAUUUAUCUUCAUUCUGAUCGAUGUAAAAGUGAAGAAACGAGGCGGAGGGAUGAGGAGAUCAGUGAUCAUGCUUUGAACUGUAAACAUCUGUUCUCCACAUCUGCACUUUCGCUCGUGAAGAUUGUGGAUCUUGUCCAGGAGACGUUGCGGGACGAACCCCUUCCUCAGCUGCAGCCCAGAGUCUCUUCCCUUUUAUUUUCAAAAUCUUCUGAUAUAAACUCUCAAGACAUUUUAAAGAAAACAUUAGGAAUGUAAACUCGACCCCAGAAUGAGACGGAUUGUUUUCCCCGUGUGAAGAACAUCAUGAUCAGCACAUGCGCCUGAUGAUCACGCCGUCUGCUUCUCCCACGUCUGCUUUUUACCUCAGAAAUCUGAUGGCGUGUUUUGGGGUACCGCUGCUAGUGUUAGUGCACAUCUUGUGUAGGUUUGGUGUUCAGCAUUAGUUACGUUGUUCUUAUGCAUUUCAGAGCGGACGGUUAGCAGCAGGUAGCCGCCGCCGGCUCGCUCACGUGACGUUACUACUACCAUCACUCCAUUAUAACAUUUCCCGCUAAUCGUCUUGCUAGGUCCGUUAACUUUACCGCUAUCUGAACCGAUUAGCUAGAUCUUCACUCUCAAACUGAAGAUGUGAAGACGUAGGCACAUCACAAAGAUCAUUACGUUUAAGCGCCGCCACAUUUUUAAACCCGCAAUGCGUUUAAGUUCCACAUCGGUCAUUUCAGCGGUUCUGUAGUUGACACGGUUGUUAUGGAGACCGCGAUUUGUCCUCAUGUCUUUCUGAAGCGACUCCUGAGUCUCAACACGUCACAAUUACUGCGUUUUUAUUGCAGCCUCUGACGUCACCAUCCAUAUCAAUUAUCAUGACGACGGACGUGUGUGUGUGUGUGUGUGUGUGUGUGUGUGUGUAGAGCUCUAGUGAUAUUUUUUUCCCGCUUGUUUUUAAUCUAACGUGCCUACGUGUGUGUGUGGAGCUCCAGUGAUUGUUUUCCAUUGUUUGUUUUUAAUCUAACGUGCCUACGUGUGUGUGUGUGUGUGUGAUUGUGGUAGAGGGACAUUGUGAUUAUUUUUGUAAUAAAUCCUGCACACGGUACAGAGUGGCCUUAUAAACAUUAAUAAACAUUUAUCAAACA
Messenger RNA from Silurus meridionalis, 3712 nucleotides. Its product is annotated as beta-1,4-galactosyltransferase 3. The record is from RefSeq and is a predicted model, not a curated record. Gene Ontology annotation, biological process: carbohydrate metabolic process. Gene Ontology annotation, molecular function: glycosyltransferase activity. The transcript has 6 exons. The coding region runs from base 288 to 1412 and encodes 374 amino acids. NCBI's taxonomy places the organism in Eukaryota, Metazoa, Chordata, Actinopteri, Siluriformes, Siluridae.